Messenger RNA from Penicillium daleae, 1380 nucleotides. RefSeq lists its product as uncharacterized. The record is from RefSeq and is a predicted model, not a curated record. The coding region runs from base 1 to 1380 and encodes 459 amino acids. NCBI's taxonomy places the organism in Eukaryota, Fungi, Ascomycota, Eurotiomycetes, Eurotiales, Aspergillaceae. The transcript has a single exon.
AUGGAUUCCAAUAAUAUGGAUACAUCGGAAGACGGAAUCUCGACAGCAAGGCCGCUUCGAGAUACAAAAGCAAGGCAAGACUUGAAGGAAAGGCAGCAAGCGAAGCUGAAUGAAAAACGAGAGCAAUUAAAAGAACUCGAAAAUGUCCAAGAGGGCGAUCUCUCGCCUUCUCAAAUGAAGAAGAUCACUAAUCUUCGGAGGGAGCUUGGUAUCGAUGCGACUAGCAAGUCAGUGGAUCCCCAGAGUAAACCCCAGUACCCAGGAUCCACCUCGGGCGACAACGAGGACAGAAACAGCGGAAACUCUCCCCAAACUCCAGCCAGUGGCGAUUCACCUUCAUCAAAGAACGAAAGACCGGGUUUUUAUUCUGGCAGCCCGUCAACCCAGACGGCUGUAAAAACAUCACCCGACAUGUCUCACGAGGGCGGUGUUGCCAUAGCAUAUUGUCGAUGCAAAUCCUUCAAAGAUAAUUCCCGGAUAAUUUACUGUUUCGGACCACCCGAUCAUUCAAAACACGAGUUUGGACCAUCAAAAGCGCACACAGAAGAUGAGAUUAAGUGUCUUCCCCUAAUAUCUGGGAAACACGAAACGAUCUGGGACAUCCAAGAAAAAGGCCGGUGGCUGUAUGGCUUCACCAAUAUUAAGAGAAUAGUCAAUGUUGUGACUCUGGCACCAAAUCUCCACCGAAAGUGGAAGCCACGGAUGACGAAAAAGGGCAAAGCCAUUCAUGUAUUUCCUACUAUGCUCUUGGGAAUUCUGUGGGAUCACAUAGAUCCGGAUCACAAAAUAUUACUUAAAGAUGGGCAAAGCUGGAAUUUCAGGGGAAAAUUGAUGCAAAGACUCAAGAAAAGAGAAAAAAUUAUUCUGGAUAACUGGAUUCGUGACGCGGCGAAACACCAGGACCUAUCGUACCAAGCCUGGCUAAGCGAAAAUGGUGUAACCAAUCGAGUUAGGCCUCCUACUUUCUUCCCAGGUGACGAUUGGACCAAUGCCCCUGUACAGCCAACGAAGACUAAAUCUCGAACGAAGUCCAAUUCGAAGAGCUCUGAUUUGGACAGCCUGGGAAAUGGACCCCCAAGAGAGGAGAACCAUGGCAAGAAAAGGCCAAGGGCAAAUUCCGGAGCGAAUUCGGGCCGCACGAAAAAGCUUCGCCCUGGUUCAGCAUCAACGGAAAAGUCAACUGAGAGAUCCAUAGAUUACAGGUCGUAUCUCUUUACCAACAUGAUGCAUUUCGGGCUCACCGACGAAAAGCGCGAGAAAGAUCCCGAGGAAUAUAGGCAAAUUCUGGGUAAUAUCGAGCAAGACUGGACCAACUACCGACAGAAUAUGAUCAACCGCGGUUUCACGGUAGCCCCCGGAGGAGAGAAACCUGAAGCUUAG